This is a messenger RNA of Phytophthora nicotianae INRA-310, 2127 nucleotides long. RefSeq lists its product as hypothetical. The coding region runs from base 47 to 1348 and encodes 433 amino acids. The transcript has a single exon. Lineage: Eukaryota; Oomycota; Peronosporomycetes; Peronosporales; Peronosporaceae. The record is from RefSeq and is a predicted model, not a curated record.
AGUGAAAAGCCGUUAUCAUUUAGAGAGUUGAUUGGUGGUCGGAAAGAUGCGUGGUCUAUGGGACGCUGUGCGACUCGUGCCGCGUCUCCGCCGCUCGUCCCUGCUCGAGCUACCGUGCCAGCGUCUUCCCGUCUCUCUCUUGCAGCAUGACACGCUAUAUCAGCGUCGGUCGUUCACUACAGGUGAAGACGCUGGGAUAUCUCGCCGUCAGUACAUCAGUCUGUACAACUACACACCACUAGACAAGAAGAAAUUGCCCAAGCUUCGGAGGGAUAUGCGUGAACAAUGGGGGGAUCUUGGUGUUGUUGGGCGUAUUUACAUUGCAGAGGAAGGCAUCAACGGCCAGUUGGUGGUGCCUGAACCAGCGGUAAACGCCUUUGGGCAUUCGUUCCCUAGACUUCUUAGGGAUGCCAAACUCUUCUACGGCCAGUUAAUAGAGGACAAGCCAAGAAAUACGGAGGAAAUAAAGCCUGCCGAGCCAUUCCACAAGCUCGACAUCCGUAUUCGAGACCAGAUUCUGCACGAUGGAUUCGAGGGAGGACCGCUGGAUCUACAGGAGUCGGGCUAUUCAUUGCCGCCUGAGCUGUGGCAUCAGAAGCUCCAGGAGAGGAACGAAAUGGACGACUCGAGCACACUAGUGCUGGAUGUACGCAACUUCUACGAGCACGAGAUUGGACGCUUUGACGGAGCCACGAGGAUCAUGGUCGACACUUUCAGAGAUACAUUCGAUGCUCUGGAUGAGAUCCUCGACCAGCACGAGAAGGAACACGAUGGACAGAAACCCAAGGAGGUCAUGAUGUACUGCACCGGAGGUAUUCGCUGUGAGAAGGUUGGCGCGUAUCUGACCCAGUACAAGGGCAUCUCGAACGUGCAGAAACUUCACGGCGGUAUCGUGAACUACAUGCGGUUUCUGAAGGAGCAACGUCAGGCUGCAAUGGAUGCGCGUGGUCACUCGGAUGAUGCAGUAGAAGAGGAGUUUUCUCUGUUCAAGGGCAAGAAUUUCGUGUUUGAUCAGCGAUGCGUAGGUGAGUUGACAGAGUCAGAGGAGGUGACAGACGACGUACUAGGCCGGUGCUUCCAAUGCGGUGAACCUUGCAACCACCACACCAACUGCAGCAACUUGAUGUGUCACGGAUUGAUCUUGCAGUGCUCAAACUGUGCAACUACCAUGUUGGGAGCAUGCAGUGAAGCUUGCAAACACGAAUAUGUCAAGAUGGAAUCCAUGACUCCGGAUGAACAGCGUAAUUACAGGAAGGCCAACGCUCUCAAGUGGAAACCCAAGAACCCCAACUCCUUAAAGUACAUCAAAUUCCGACCAGCUUCUCCCGAGUUACUGCAGGAAGCCUAGAGAUUCAUGAUACCAAAGUGAUGAAUAUUGAGUUUUGAUGAAGCUCCCUUCAACGACUAACCUACGGGCUUUAAACAAGUUCGCUCAGUAUGCUCGACUUCGACCUCGCCAGCGCUUGUAGGGUGGCUCGUUAGUACCAUUCUGUCGGAUAUUCUUCGCCGCCUCUGCUGCACGCUUUUUGUUUGCUUCCUCGUCGCGACGCAUCUCGUACUGUUGCCUAAUCUCAGCCGUCUUCACGGGGUCGUGGUGCAGAAUAUCAUACCCGAAGCUCGCGGGUGGCAAUCUCUUGACCAAGUUGCUGUCUGGCUGGAUAAUCGUGCCCAAAAUGCUACCGGGAAGUGCGUUGAACUUGCCGUGGCGAUAGAUUUCGUUCUGUAAUACCUGUCGGGCGUAGUCAAACGAUCGCUUUACCGUUCGCAUCUCGUACGAGUUCUUGCCGAUGUCAAGACUCGGCUCGUUCGGGUUCUCCAUCGCGAUCAAAUACGGACGUCCAUCAUCGUACCAGCGGUGGUCUUCCUUGAGAAAAUAUGACCCACCAUUUCGCACGGAGAUGCCAAGUUCCGUGUAGUUAAAGUCGCGUCCAUACAGCGUGAAAAAGCCCACUAAUAACUGUCCCAAGUUGUUAAACUUGGGGUCGUCGUGUUCAGCACCCAGUGCACGUCCAUUGUGCUGUAAAAAGCUAACCACCAUCAUCUGUAGAAGAAAAGAACCCACGCCACCCGAGUACGUCUCGUUCAGUCCUCGUUGCGCCAUAAAGUACUUGAGCACGAGCGUCAGAG